Sclerotinia trifoliorum is the source of this 1002-nucleotide messenger RNA. The record is from the annotation of a GenBank genome assembly. NCBI's taxonomy places the organism in Eukaryota, Fungi, Ascomycota, Leotiomycetes, Helotiales, Sclerotiniaceae.
GGUAUAAUGGGGUACUACUGUAAUGAAUACGUCGGCCAAGUAGGUUUGCUCCAAACUUAAAAAGAUUUUCAAACAACCUCGUUCAAAGGCUGACCGCCAAUUUUCCCUGUGAAUGGAAAAGAAUAAGGUUUAGUGUUUCCUCCCUCACUGUCGUAUAAAAUUCACAAAGAGUUGCAUACGAAAGGGUAAAGAUUCGUUGUCUAACAUGAUAAAUGAAUGCACAUCAAAUAGUAAGUAUAAGAAAUCUGAAGACCUUGAGAGUAGUUUUGCCUGUAGCUCACCGUAAUGAUGACAAUCCGAACGAAGGCCGAAUUCAACAUAUUCCGUGCUCCGGUUCUGCCAGUCUGCAUGUAUGCUUUCCUAAGCCAUGUCGAUCGUCAUCGAUAUAAAAAGGUAGCCCUUCCAUAUGAUUCAGGAAUGAGUAUUCUCGGGUCCAAUCCUUCGAAUCUACAUAUCUCAGCCCACCAACCGCAAACACCUCCAGAUAUGUGCCGCACAAGAGGCUUGUGCGUAUGUCAGGCCUUGACAUUUGCUUCUGUUCCUACAUUGGGAAACUUGUUCCCGGAGUAGCAUCAGCCGGAGCAGGAUAGGCGGAGUAAGCACUCCCCACUUACGGGAACAGUAUUUGGAGCAUUGGUUGGAUGGCAGCAUUGGGACAGUAGCAAACGACAUCAUAGUCUCGGAAUUAUUUUGUUUCUUCUUUAUUUCUGUCGUUUCUACGAUGUUACUGAGUGUCUGGUCUUGAUAAUAGUUUUGAGUAUGAAGUGAUACAAGAAGUCAAAAAACGAUGUUGAUGAAUGUAUUUAAUAGUGAUGAAGAUGGCACUAGCGUGCUUCCCAUAGCAUACUCUCAAUCAAAAUCCGGCUUGAUAUCCUUGUGAUGUUCUGGAAAACAUAUUCACACAGUAGAAAGGUGUCACUACAGACGUUUCUAGUGUAAAGGCCGUAGUUAUGAGUUGCUGGUGCUUGCUUCAAUCGAAAUUUUGUAUGAAUGAACAGGCUU